Aedes aegypti (yellow fever mosquito) is the source of this 1482-nucleotide messenger RNA. Its product is annotated as pollen-specific leucine-rich repeat extensin-like protein 1. The record is from RefSeq and is a predicted model, not a curated record. The coding region runs from base 1 to 1482 and encodes 493 amino acids. The transcript has a single exon. NCBI's taxonomy places the organism in Eukaryota, Metazoa, Arthropoda, Insecta, Diptera, Culicidae.
AUGCUCAAAAAGCAAGCCUCUCCAUCAGCUGAGGUCAUUGCCGAUCUGCAAGCAGGAAAAUUCUCAACUAGAAUACCAGGCGCUCUGGCUCCUGCCAAGAAACGUCCUGCAGAGGCUAUUCCGAAGACGUCUCCACCGAAAGUACCUCGCCUAGAUGAACCAAAUCUGCAUCGGCCGUAUGAAAACAGUUAUCGUUAUCCUCCACAUCCAGGUCCUGCAGCUCCACGAGAUUAUUACCAGGUUCCUAUCAAGCAUGAACCAGCAAGCCCUCAACCUGCCGGAAUUUACUACGCAGAAAAACGUUCUGAGAUGCCUUCGAUAACGCGAGGAGUGCUGAAUACGCCACAAAGCCAACCACUAUCAUCCAUGGCAAACCACUCGGUGCUUCAACCCAACACUCAUCAGAAUACUCGUCCUAUUGAUUCUCAUACUUCAGUCAUCACUAGCUAUCACCCUCCCAGCAGUAGACCUGAAGUUCCAAGGGCCCGGGAAGAAUCCCCAAACCAGAGGGAUUACCGCCAACAACCACCAUUCGGUCAACCGGAUGAUCGACUUUUCUAUCCGAAGCCGGAGCCCUUUCGUCACGGCCACGGUGAUUCAAAGUACUUUGGAUCAUCGUUAGAUAAAACCUCCUCGUCGUCGACAAAUUCUGCUGAGCCAACCAACAAUCAGCAUCAACAGCCCCCAACUGUAGUCAUGCAGUCUCAUAUUCAGUAUGGUGGACAGAAACCACCUCAACCACAAUCUUCAUCACAACCGUCAAUUCAAAACUACAAACGUCCUGAAGUUCUGCAAAGUGCUUUACGGCCCGAGUACUAUAACUUUCCAAACCAUGCACAAACCAAGCCGUCAAGCAUGAUCGAAACUCAUCACAAUAAUCGGUCGUACGAGAACAUACCUCGUUUGAUCAGUGAUGCCCCAAAGCCAAGCUCUGACUAUAGAUCUACACCCCCGCAUCAGAGCACCAGUCAGGAAUCUCUUAACAAAAGCUCUCCCGCUCCGUCGCCACAACAUCGCGGUGCAGAUCAAUCAGUCAUUUCCAAGCUCCGAACCAGCUUGGAGCAGAAGGAACGCAUAAACCAGCUGCGCAAGCAAACCAGUUCGGAAAUGUCCGAAGAAGACUCAAAACCCCCGGAAAUGAGUUCCUUUCCACCGUCCCAUUUUCGCUCCAAAGGCGCCAUGAAGGCUUACACGCCAAUCCCAAACUUUGACAUGCCAAACUCGACUCCUCAAUCGGCACAACAGCCUCCACCAGCCCCGCACAAGCGGGAUCAUCGCGGCCCUCCAGCCCAAUCAAACCAGAACCGGUGGAGGUCCCAAAAGAACCGAUCGAACCACCGGCAGAAAUUGAAGGAGCCUCUGCGCUCGAUAUCCUCGACUGGGGGAGUGCUUGUAACGAAUUCGUGGAACAACUGCAAACAGGCAAAAAGCGCGGUCGGCGGAAAAGAGGGAUCACUGCCAAACGAGACUCGGAUCAGUUGA